Messenger RNA from Motacilla alba alba, 6394 nucleotides. RefSeq names its product cyclic nucleotide gated channel subunit beta 1 (gene CNGB1). The transcript is spliced from 37 exons. The record is from RefSeq and is a predicted model, not a curated record. Gene Ontology annotation, molecular function: intracellularly cAMP-activated cation channel activity; intracellularly cGMP-activated cation channel activity; cGMP binding. Gene Ontology annotation, cellular component: plasma membrane; intracellular cyclic nucleotide activated cation channel complex; photoreceptor outer segment. The coding region runs from base 495 to 4664 and encodes 1389 amino acids. NCBI's taxonomy places the organism in Eukaryota, Metazoa, Chordata, Aves, Passeriformes, Motacillidae. Gene Ontology annotation, biological process: retina homeostasis; monoatomic cation transmembrane transport.
GGAGCACCCUUGGCACAUCACCCUGUGUCACCCCACGGGGUUCAAGCAGCUCCACUGCUGCUCCUGUGCACAUCCCUGCACCCCCUGUGCAUGGGUGAGACGCCUGCCUUCCCCACGGCGCUGCCGCACCCUGCACCAAAGCCAGGCAGGCUGCAGGAAGCCGGGGCACUCAGGACAGCUGGGUGCCAGUAAUCCCAUUUGCAGCAGCACAGGGCUAAUCCUCGCAGAGCCCUGAGCCGAUUGGGGUGGGCUGGGGAGGCACUGGCGAGCUGCAGGGGCCAAGGGAGCCCACGCGUCCCAGGGUGGCUUCCCAGGGAGGCAGCGCUGAGCCCGCGGGGGACCUGGAAAAGGAAGGACACCAAGGACCUUCUUGAGCUGCUCAAGAGCCAGCCCAGUGAGCAGCUGGUGCAGCUGGUGUUCCCUGGGCAGUGUGCACCCCUGCUGCUGGGCUCCUGCCAGCUGGAGACCCCUGGGCACUGCCCGCAGCCAGCGGGAUGAUGGGCUGGAUUGACCGCGUGGUGCCCCAGCCCCCGGUGCCCCAUGUGACAGAGGAGACCCCUGUGAGGGAGCUGCAGCCAGCCAAGGCACCAACAGGAAAGGCCAGUGGCCCCACAGAUGCUGCUGAGAGGGCACGCACUGAAGAAACAGAAAAGAAAGUGACCUUUGUGGUUUCUGAGGACUCGAGUUCUGUGUUUGACAGUGUGGGGAGCAGUGUGCUCUCCUGGAUCUCCCAUGGGCUGGAGAAGGUGAUUCCCCAGCCAGUCCCAGCCCCAGCCCCAGGGCUGCAGGCACUCGGGAAGAGCUUUGAGACAAGCAUUGACAUUGCUGAUGAGACAGAGGUCCAAGUCCUUGGGGAUGAGGAUGACGAUGGUCUGGAGAUAACUCCCUUCGAUGCCGAGGAGGACGUCUCCGAGGACGAGCCGGAGAGCGUCCCGGAGGAGUGGGCAGGAAAACGGGUGCUCAGCUGGCUGUCACAGGGCUUCGAGAGGAUUUUGCCGCAGCCAGAGGGGAUGAAAAAGCCGGAGACAGAGCCCAAGGAAAGGAGCGAAGGUGCGGUGGAAGGCACAGAAGGGACUAAAACCCAGGCGAAGUCAAAAUCCAGCGUCCCGGCGGCAGCGCAGGCAGCAGCAGCCCAGGGCCAGCCGCAGCCGGGGGCCGCCCUGAGCCCCCAGCCCGGGGCUGUGGAUGGCGCCAGGAUGUUCAGCUGGUUUGUCCAGGGGCUGGAGAAGGUGAUGCCGCAGCCGGUGACCAGGGAGAAGCAGGACACACAGGGAGUGACCACAGCAACCUCGAGUCCUGUGGAACAAACAAGUGGAAAGGGCUCUGAUUUGCAGCAGCAAAUCAGGUGGCCCAGGCUCAGCCUGGGAGAAAUUGUCUCUGUUCUUUCUUCGACUGAACUGAGAAUAUCCACACAGGGGCAGCAGGGCUGCCCAGCUCUGGGCAGGCUGAGAGCUGCUUCAGCACUGCCCCACCGAGCACAGCAAACCUGGCACCUGCCCUGGCCUCUGGAGAAUGGGCUGCUGUCCCUCCAUCACCUCCCUUUCCCCAUUCCUGUUUCAGUUCACGUAGCCCCUGGGGAGCAGGAGGAAACCCAUCUCAUUGUGGAAGAGAUCGAUGAUGGCCAGAUUAACGAAGAGAUGACAGCCUGGGCUCACGAGGCUGAGCUGCAGGCAGAUGCUCAUUCCCUUCCCACCAUACAGGAGGAACCUCAGGAAGAAGAAUCCAGACCGUGUUUGUGCUCCCCAAACACUACCAAGGGGGAUGAGGAAAAGGAGGAGGAGGAGGAGAGGAAGAAAGAGGAAGAGGAAAAAAAGAAAGAGGAGGAGGAGAGGAAAAGAGAGGAAGAGGAGAUGAAGCAAGAGGAGGAGGAGGAGGAAAGGAAAGAAGAGAAGAGGAAAGAGGAAGAUAAGAAAGAGGAGGAGCAGGAGAAGAGUGCAGAACCCCUGCUGCAGCCUCCUUGUCCCCCUGCUGAUGAGGGUGUGGAUGAAGCCUGCCUUGCCCAGGAGGCCCUCAGGGCUGAGCAGCUGGAGGAAGCUGAGAUAAGUCACCUCCAAGGUGCCCUCGUGCAGGUGGAAGAGGAGACAGCUGAAGCUGCCAAAACUGAUGCUGAAGGCUCCCCGCAGGCUGCUAGCAGCAUGGCCAGGCGGGGCCAGGACGUCGAGCUAGACCGGCUGGUGCAUGAGAAGCCCCGGGCUGGCAGGGUCCCCUCCCCUGCUGGCCACGGGGCUCUAGAGCAGCUCCCCAAUGUCCCCAGCUACCGAGCCCCCGCUGCCACCCUCAGCCCUGGCCUUGUCACCAGCAAGACAAGGGCUGGAGUUGUCAACCCCAGUUUUUGCACUGAGGAGCAAUCCCCACUAGGUCACUCCCCCACCGUGGAGAUCCAGGAUGUGGACAGCCCAGGCUGUGCUGUGGAGAUCCAUGGCACCUAUGGAGAGCCGCCUGCUGCCGGCGCUCCCAACCUGCUGGCGGUGCCCGGCGCUGCAUCCCCCAGGAGGAAGCAACUGCUCCUAGAGGAUGCUCUGGACAAGGGGCUGGUGAGCCAAUCCCCCAGCCGAGGGCUGGCCUGGGAUGAGGAGCAGAGGGAAAGCCUGCCCGAGCGCAUCGGCUCGGCCUCGAGCCUGAGCAGUGCCAGCAUCAACACCCGGCUCCAGGAGCUGGUGAGGCUCUUCAAAGAGAGGACUGAGAAGGUGAAGGAGAAGCUGAUUGACUCUGAUGUCACCUCAGAUGAUGAGAGCCCUGUGGCGUCUCCCACCAAGCCAGCACCUGCAGCAGCAGCGGUGCCUGCCCCAGGAGGGGAGCCGGAGGGGGACAAACCUCUGGGGGAUGACCACUACUGUGAGAUGCUGUGCUGCACGUUCAAGCGCCGGCCCUGGCUGGACCACCUGAAAAGCUACCAGUUCCCCAGCAGCAUUGACCCCCUCACCAAUCUGAUGUACGUGCUGUGGCUGUUCUUCGUCGUCAUGGCCUGGAACUGGAACUGCUGGCUGAUCCCUGUCCGCUGGGCUUUCCCCUACCAGACUCCAGCAAACAUCCACUACUGGCUGCUGGUGGAUUACCUCUGUGACCUCAUUUAUCUGCUGGACAUCGUCAUCUUUCAGACCCGGCUGCAGUUCGUGCAGGGGGGAGACAUCAUCACUGACAAAAAGGCCAUGAAAGAGAACUACCUGCGAUCCCAGCGCUUCAAGAUGGAUGUGCUGUGCCUGCUGCCCCUGGAUUUCUUCUACUUCAAAGUGGGAGUGAACCCCCUGCUGCGCUUCCCUCGCUGUCUGAAGUACAUGGCCUUCUUCGAGUUCAACAACCGCCUGGAGGCCAUCCUGACCAAGGCAUACAUCUACAGAGUGAUUCGCACCACUGCCUACUUGCUGUACAGCCUGCAUGUGAACUCCUGCCUCUACUACUGGGCCUCAGCCUACGAAGGACUGGGCUCCACCACCUGGGUCUAUGAUGGGGAAGGAAACAGCUACAUCCGCUGUUACUACUGGGCAGUGAAAACCCUCAUCACCAUCGGGGGCCUGCCAGACCCCAAGACACUCUUUGAGAUCGUCUUCCAGCUGCUGAACUACUUCACAGGGGUCUUUGCUUUCUCUGUCAUGAUAGGGCAGAUGAGAGACGUGGUUGGUGCUGCUACUGCAGGACAGACGUACUAUCGGAGCUGCAUGGACAGCACCAUCAAAUACAUGAACUUCUACAGGAUCCCCAGAGCAGUUCAGAACAGGGUGAAGACGUGGUACGAGUACACGUGGCACUCCCAAGGCAUGCUAGAUGAGUCAGAGCUGCUGGUGCAGCUGCCAGACAAGAUGAGGCUGGACAUCGCCAUCGAUGUGAACUACAACAUCGUGAGCAAAGUGGCCCUUUUCCAGGGCUGUGACAGACAGAUGAUCUUUGACAUGCUGAAGCGGCUCAGAUCAGUGGUCUACCUGCCCAACGACUACGUGUGCAAGAAGGGAGAAAUAGGCCGUGAGAUGUACAUCAUCCAGGCGGGACAAGUGCAGGUGCUGGGGGGACCCGACGGCAAAUCCGUGCUGGUGACUCUGAAAGCUGGCUCUGUCUUUGGGGAAAUCAGCCUGCUGGCAGCAGGAGGGGGAAAUCGCCGCACAGCAAACGUCGUGGCCCACGGCUUCGCCAACCUUUUCAUUUUGGAGAAGAAAGACUUGAACGAGAUUUUGGUGCAUUACCCGGAGUCUCAGAAGCUGCUGCGUAAGAAAGCCAAGAAAAUGCUGAGAAGCAACAACAAACCCAAAGACGAGAAGGGAGGCCCCGGAGAUGCCCUGGUCAUCCCCCCGAAAGCUGACACCCCGAAGCUGUUCAGGGCUGCCCUGGCUGCCUCGGGGAGGAUGGGGGGCAAGGGGCCCCUGGGGCGGCUCCGCUGGAGGCUGAAGGAGCUGCAGGAGCUGCAGGAGCUGCAGGCGAUGCAGGAGGCGCAGGCGAUGCAGGAGAUGCAGGAGGCGCAGGGUUCCAGUGUCAGCCCAACCCCACCAAAAUCACCAGUGCACCAGAGAUCUCCUGUCGCAUCCCACAGAGCACAGACCCGCCUGGGAGAAGAAAUAUUCUCAGAAUCUCCUGAUCAUUCAGUCACCAUUCGUGUGAUUUCCACAGCAAAAGAAGAUGAGGAAAUCCUUGCUGCUGAGAUUUCAGAGAAAGAUGAAAAAAAAGAAGAGCAAUGAAACAGCAGCAGGUCCCGGGGCAGGCGUAGGAGUCAGGCAAAUGCCUGGGCUAGCAGAUUUUUGUUGUUAAUGAUUUCCAUGCGGUGGCUGUAGGUUUUGCUAUGUGCUGUGGGUAGGAUCUGCCUCUCUCUUCUGCCCAGACCCUCAAUCACUGCUGAUAAAACCCUCUGCCAUUUGACCCAGAACCAUUUAAGGUUUCUCUGCUCUGCAGAUCUAUUGAGCACCUUUAUGAAUUUCCCACUAAAUCUCAGGUCAGCCCUCUUGCUUUGAAAUCUGGCCUUGUGGAGGGAGAGCUAUGGAAAAAUUGCUUUUUAUGGCUCUGGAUGGUUAAUGAGUGUGCAGACAAAGCAUGAAGAGUUAUUCACCUCUGACAGCUGAGUCACCACUUGGCUAGAAACAACCAAGGGAAAAAAAACAACAAGGUUUCUCUGUUGGGCUCAAGGUUGACAGCAGCAGUGGGGAGUGAUUCAUCUGAAAAGGAUGUGGACUAUGCUCACAGGCCAAGCUUGAUUUGCUCACAAAUCAAGCUGUCAUGAGAAUGCCAAGCUCUGUCCCCAAGUGCACAGACUGCAGGAUGCUUGAGGGCUCCCUCGUGGUGCCAAGACCACCUUGGCUUUGCCACUGGGAAGAAUUCUUGCCAGCUGUCCACCCUGGGAAGGUGGUGGACCCUCCAUUACUGGGGCUCUUGUGAGGAGAUUUGAUGAGCAUCUUUCAAGGAUAGAGAACCUUGGAUGAGAUGUUCCUGGAGUUUUUUUCCAGCCUUGGGAUUUUUCUGUGCUGCCACUGCGGGGAGGGAUAAACAGAGAGCGGGAAGGGAGACGCUGAGUUGGCUCCCAGCUGGGAGGGGAAAGAGAAGUGCAGUAAAUGCUCUCCUGUCCCAGACAGUGUUUCAGAGUCAGCUCAGAGCCUGUAAUGUGCCAACAAGUGUGCAUGAGCAUGCAGGUGCUUCCCUGCACUCAUUGCUGGACCUCAGUGACAUCCACACUUCCAGCAGGCAAUUUCCAGCCCUUCAGCCACUCCAGACUGGCUUCAGACUGGCUUCUUCAGCCACUCCAGACUGGCUCUUGGCCACAUUUCCCACAGAGACAGAAGCCACUCUGGUACAGCUCGUCACUGAAGUCAUGAAGCCACUCUCCCAGCAGUGCUGGGACCGGGUGCUGGAGGGGCAGGCAAACAUCUGGACAUCUGGUCAGCAGCCAGCUGAUGGCUCAAGGUGUCCCAUCCUCUUCCAGCACCACCAGCUCCUUCCUCACCCUCCUCAAAGCCAGCACCCAGCAGAGUGAGCUGCUGGUGAGCUGAGAGGAGGUGAGAAGCAGUGCAUGGGGUGGUGCUGGAUGAGGUUUGCAGAUCCUCCCCAAGUUUUGGCUGUCCGAGUUCCCACAGCACCACUGGCCCCAUCGAGAGGAGCCACUUUCCAUCCUCUGGAGGAGGAGCUGGGGCAGGUUUUGCUGCAGGGAGCAGCCCUGUCACUGUGGCCAAGGGACUUCCCAGGUGUUCAGCAAAUGCAGUGAGCAGUGCUGCAGGUUCCACAGGUCUGGCUGUGGCACAGAGAAGGGUGGCAGUGCUGGUGUCACCCCCUGGGUGAUCCCUCUUCCCAUCAGCAGCCCAGGGCUGACCUUCACCUCCUUUGGGAUCACCUUUUGUUGCUUUUUCCCCCUCUCUCUUGCAAAAUGUAUGGGUUUCUGUGGCAAAAAAAUAAAGCCAGAAUAGGCGUUAGAAUUAGUUAAUAA